UAAGCGCAGGUUAAAGCGGAGUGGGUGCGAGGCCGGUCAUGCUGUGACGAGCUUUUCUGUUAUUUGGAGAUACGACUGGACGCGUGUGGAUAUCUUAGCUGGUUUCCACCUGUAGGAUGAAAGAGAAGGAGCCGUAACAAGAUGGGGAGAAGCCGUGCGCUUUAUAGCUAUUGGAUUUGCGGCGAUGCGCCGAGAACAGUGCUGCUGCUGGUGCUGAUGCUGAUGCUGAGCGGGCUAUUUAUCAGCUGCUCCUGCGCGAUGCCGCAUGUCCUCAGAUUCGGAGGGAUUUUUGAGUCUGUUGAGAGUGGGCCUUCUGGAGCUGAAGAAUUGGCCUUUAAAUUUGCACUGAACACGAUCAACAGGAACAGAACACUGCUGCCCAACACAACGCUCACUUAUGACAUCCAGAGAAUCAAUGUAUUUGACAGCUUUGAGGCUUCUAGAAAAGCUUGCGAGCAGCUCUCAUUAGGUGUUGCAGCUAUAUUCGGCCCAUCGCACAGCGCCUCAGCCAAUGCGGUGCAGUCCAUCUCCAAUGCUCUGGGGGUGCCACAUAUCCAGACCAGAUGGAAGCACCAGAUCUCAGAUAACCGUGACUCUUACUAUGUCAGUCUCUACCCUGACUUCUCCUCCCUCAGUCGAGCUAUCCUGGAUCUUGUUCACUCCUUCAGGUGGGAGACAGUGACUGUGGUGUAUGAUGACAGUACAGGUUUGAUUCGUCUUCAAGAGCUGAUCAAAGCUCCCUCUAGAUACAACAUUCGUCUGAAAAUCCGCCAGCUGCCUUCUGAGACCAAGGAUUCAAAGCCACUCCUUAAAGACAUGAAGAAAGCAAAAGAGUUCCAUGUUAUCUUUGAUUGUAGCCAUGAGAUGGCUGCGUGGAUACUUAAGCAGGCUCUUUCUAUGGGGAUGAUGACAGAGUAUUAUCACUACAUCUUCACAACGCUGGACUUGUUUGCAUUAGAUAUGGAGCCAUAUCGAUACAGUGGUGUGAACAUGACUGGCUUUCGGAUUCUGAACACAGAGAGUGCACAGGUGUCUUCAAUCAUAGAGAAGUGGUCCAUGGAGAGAUUACAAGCUCCUCCUAAGCCAGACUCAGGCCUGCUGGAUGGAUUCAUGACGACAGAUGCAGCGCUGAUGUAUGAUGCUGUGCACGUUGUAGCAGUAGCCGUGCAGCAAGCCCAGCAAAUCACUGUCAGCUCUCUACAGUGCAACCGACACAAACCCUGGCGCCUCGGAGGAAGGUUUAUAAGUGUCAUUAAAGAGGCUUCGUGGGAUGGUCUGACAGGGCGAGUUCUCUUCAACAAAACAAAUGGCUUGAGAACGGAAUUUGAUCUUGAUGUAGUCAGUCUUAGGGAGGAUGGACUGGAAAAGAUUGGCACAUGGGAACCCGUGAAUGGUCUAAACAUUACAGAGAAUCACAAGACUAAAGUGACCAAUGUUACAAACUCCUUAUCCAACAAGUCACUAAGAGUUGCCACUAUUCUGGAAGAACCCUACAUCAUGUUCAAGAAGUCAGAUAAACCUCUCGGUGGCAAUGACCGCUUUGAGGGCUACUGUGUGGAUUUGUUGCGUGAGCUUGCAGCUAUUCUCGGCUUUCGUUACGAAAUUCAUUUGGUGGAGGAUGAAAAGUAUGGGGCACUAGAAGAGAGCACGGGCCAGUGGAAUGGCAUAGUCCGAGAACUCAUAGACCAUAAAGCAGACCUGGCAGUGGCACCUUUAGCCAUAACAUAUGUGAGGGAGAAGGUCAUCGAUUUCUCAAAGCCCUUUAUGACUCUCGGCAUCAGCAUCCUUUACCGCAAGCCCAAUGGCACCAAUCCUGGUGUCUUUUCUUUUCUCAAUCCCCUCUCCCCUGAUAUCUGGAUGUAUAUUCUGCUGGCUUACUUGGGUGUCAGUUGUGUGCUGUUUGUCAUAGCCAGGUUCAGCCCAUAUGAGUGGUAUAACCCCCACCCCUGUAACCCUGAGUCUGACAUGGUGGAGAAUAACUUUACACUGCUAAAUAGUUUCUGGUUCGGAGUUGGGGCUCUCAUGCAACAAGGAUCUGAGCUGAUGCCCAAAGCUCUGUCCACCAGGAUAGUUGGAGGAAUCUGGUGGUUUUUUACCCUGAUUAUCAUAUCCUCAUACACAGCAAACCUGGCUGCAUUUCUCACUGUGGAGAGGAUGGAGUCUCCCAUAGACUCAGCUGAUGAUUUGGCCAAGCAGACCAAAAUCCCUUAUGGGGUGGUCGAAGAUGGAUCAACUAUGACAUUUUUUAAGAAGACCAAGAUUUCCACUUAUGAUAAGAUGUGGGAGUUCAUGAACAGCAGAAGGCAGUCUGUGAUGGUAAAGAGUGUGGAGGAGGGCAUCCAGCGAGUACUUACUUCAGACUACGCUUUCCUUAUGGAGUCCACCACCAUCGAGUUUGUGACGCAGCGCAACUGCAACCUUACGCAGAUUGGAGGCCUGAUCGACUCCAAGGCAUAUGGAGUGGGAACCCCAAUGGGCUCUCCAUAUCGAGACAAGAUUACUAUAGCAAUCCUGCAGUUACAGGAAGAAGGAAAGCUACACAUGAUGAAAGAGAAAUGGUGGAGAGGAAAUGGAUGUCCAGAGGAAGAGAGCAAGGAAGCAAGUGCACUUGGUGUGCAAAACAUUGGGGGCAUUUUCAUUGUGCUGGCUGCAGGCCUGGUACUCUCUGUUUUUGUGGCUGUAGGAGAAGUGCUGUACAAGUCUAAACAGAAUGCACAUAUAGAGAAGCGGUCAUUCUGUAGCGCUAUGGUGGAUGAGCUAACCAUAUCUCUAAAGUGUCAACAGCGGCUCAAACAAAAACCUCAACCUCCUGCCAUUGUGAAAACAGAGGAGAUGAUAAACAUGCACACCUUUAACGACAGGAGACUGCCUGGAAAAGAGACCAUGGCCUAAGGGUCAGCUAUUACUUCCCUGCCUCUCUCCCUUUCAUGGGGACAAAGUAGGGACAAAUAGAGACCUGACAGAAACUAAUCCCACAAUGCCUUUGGGUCCACUUGGACUUCUUCAGCUUUUGUCCCCAGGGAUGUUUCCUGUGGAAAUCCAGAUACCUGGGUAUAACAGAUCAGCAUACCUUUACAAAACUGCAUAGCGAUUGUGUUGGUUUAAACCAGGGUUGUCAAACAUAUGGAUUAUGGGCCAGAACUGGUCUGCAAUGACACGAGUUCUGUAACAGAAUUUGACAAGCAGCAAAGAACUAAUAAGUAGUAUCAG
Molecule: messenger RNA, 3210 nt
Organism: Trichomycterus rosablanca
Lineage: Eukaryota; Metazoa; Chordata; Actinopteri; Siluriformes; Trichomycteridae
Product: glutamate receptor ionotropic, kainate 2-like
Exons: 16
Coding region: 142-2892 (916 amino acids)
Biological process (GO): modulation of chemical synaptic transmission; monoatomic ion transport; synaptic transmission, glutamatergic
Cellular component (GO): postsynaptic density membrane; plasma membrane; presynaptic membrane
Molecular function (GO): kainate selective glutamate receptor activity; transmitter-gated monoatomic ion channel activity involved in regulation of postsynaptic membrane potential
Source: RefSeq, a predicted model, not a curated record